Molecule: messenger RNA, 2116 nt
Organism: Pyrus x bretschneideri (Chinese white pear)
Lineage: Eukaryota; Viridiplantae; Streptophyta; Magnoliopsida; Rosales; Rosaceae
Product: methionine--tRNA ligase, chloroplastic/mitochondrial
Exons: 11
Coding region: 147-1958 (603 amino acids)
Biological process (GO): methionyl-tRNA aminoacylation
Cellular component (GO): mitochondrion; chloroplast stroma
Molecular function (GO): methionine-tRNA ligase activity; ATP binding
Source: RefSeq, a predicted model, not a curated record
AAACCACGUCUGAUUAUCGCUGAGAAUUUUUGCUUCUCCAAUCUUAUCUACCUCAACUGCAACUCCAAACCCAAAAACUCCGGCGAUGAACCGGGCCCACCGAACCUGACCAACCAAACUCUCCGAACCUUUUUUUUCACAUAAAAAUGGCGGCGGCGGCGAGAAUAAACUUCUUCUUAAACCACACAAAUCCCCUCAACUACAAAGCCGCCGCCCAUCUCAGAACUGACCUCCGCUUCCAACGAAGACGACCCAAAACUACGUCGUUCUGCACCCGCGCCUCCGCUGCUCCCCUCCACGACGAAUCCUCCGCCGCCGGAGGUAGUGAUCCUUUUGUCCUCACCACUCCGCUCUAUUACGUGAACGCCCCUCCCCAUUUGGGCAGCGCUUACACCACCAUUGCCGCCGACGCCAUUGCUCGAUUUCAGCGGCUGUUGGGUAAGAAAGUCAUCUUCGUCACCGGAACUGACGAGCACGGUGAGAAGAUUGCGGCCGCCGCCGCUUCUAAUGCGUCCACUCCAGCUCAACACUGCGAUCUCAUUUCACAAUCUUACAUUUCGCUCUGGAAACAGUUGGAUAUAUCGUAUGACAGGUUCAUUCGGACUACUGACCCCAAGCAUGAGGCAAUUGUCAAGGAAUUUUACUCCAGAGUUCUUGCCAAUGGAGACAUUUACAGGGCUGACUACGAGGGACUUUAUUGUGUCAACUGUGAAGAGUAUAAGGAUGAGAAAGAACUACUUGAGAACAACUGUUGUCCUACGCACCUAAAGCCAUGUGUUGCACGAAAAGAAGACAAUUACUUCUUUGCAUUGUCCAAGUAUCAAAAAUCGUUGGAAGAAACUUUGGCAACAAAACCUAAUUUUGUACAGCCUUCAUUCCGUCUUAAUGAGGUUCAAGGUUGGGUUAAAAAUGGCCUAAGAGACUUUUCCAUUUCUCGAGCAUUAGUGGAUUGGGGCAUCCCUGUUCCUAAUGACAGCAAGCAAACAAUAUACGUUUGGUUUGAUGCUUUAUUGGGUUAUAUAUCAGCAUUAUCAGAGGAUACGGAGCAACCCGAUUUGGAAAGAGCCAUUUCAUCAGGGUGGCCUGCCUCGCUACACUUGAUUGGCAAGGAUAUUUUACGUUUCCAUGCAGUUUACUGGCCAGCUAUGCUAAUGUCUGCGGGACUAGGUCUUCCUAAGAUGGUGUUUGGCCAUGGAUUCUUGACAAAGGAUGGUAUGAAGAUGGGGAAGUCGCUUGGGAAUACGAUUGAACCAAAUGAUUUGGUUCAGAAAUUUGGGUCUGAUGCGGUCAGGUACUUCUUCCUAAGAGAGGUGGAAUUUGGAAAUGAUGGGGACUAUUCAGAAGAACGUUUCAUCAAUAUUGUCAAUGCUCACCUUGCAAAUUCAAUUGGAAACCUGCUUAACCGUACUCUGGGACUUAUUAAGAAAAACUGCCAAUCAACUUUGCCUGUUGAUUCAAGUAUUGCAGUUGAAGGAACUACGUUCAAGGACACAGUGGAGAAAUUGGUUGAAAAAGCUCGGGUUCACUAUGGAGACCUCUCGCUGUCAUCAGCUUGUGAGGCUGUGCUAGAGAUCAGCCAUACUGGAAAUUUAUACAUGGAUGAGCGUGCACCAUGGUCACUCUUUAAGCAAGGGGGUGCUGCUUCCGAAGCUGCCGCAAAGGACCUUGUGAUAAUACUAGAAGCAAUGAGGAUUAUAGCAAUUGCAUUAUCACCCGUCGUGCCUAGCUUAAGCUGGAGAAUAUAUGGACAGCUUGGCUACUCAAAGGAUCAGUUUGAUGCUGCUACCUGGAGCGACACCAAGUGGGGCGGGCUAAAGAGUGGUCAGGUCAUGGAGCAGCCUAAACCGGUCUUUGCAAGGAUUGAAAACCCAACAGAAGAAGAAAACGGGAAGGAAGCACCUAAAAAAGUGGUGAAAAGGGAGAAGCUACCCCAAGCCAAACGGGCGGUUGAAGCUUAAAGAUUCAUACCUGAAAUGCUUUCAUUUUUUCGCCUUCAAAUCGUAUAGGGAUCACGUAUUGCUUUACAACUUUUUUUUUGCCAAGGAUUACAAUUACAAACUUUUUGUGUAAGAUCAGAUCAUUAUUCAAAUAUAUAGUUUCAUAGAUCUUUUUAUCA